This is a messenger RNA of Chara braunii, 811 nucleotides long. Lineage: Eukaryota; Viridiplantae; Streptophyta; Charophyceae; Charales; Characeae. The record is from the annotation of a GenBank genome assembly.
CUCCAUAGAACUGGAGAAGACCUGUGAGCCACCUCCACCAUCUUAAGUUUGCCUUACUUAAUCUUCUAUCCCCAAGCUCGAUCCUGUGCCGUCUCUCUGCCUCCCUCUCCCGCUCCCUCUCCCUCUCCCGUUCCCGCUCGCUGUAGCUGGGUGUCGAAGUAGGCAGACGAUGGCGCGCCCGAGCACUAGUGUGUUGCUGGCCAUCGGGCUGGUUUGCGUUGCCCUCUGCGCCGCGAUCCCAUCCGUCCAUGGUCUCCGCCGCCUGACAUCGGGGUGUGGCGGUUGUCCGUCGUCCUGCGAGACGGCGCUGAAGGGCUGCGAUUUCUACUUCUAUGGUCACGAGAACAGCGUGCCGAAGAUCAAGCUCAUCCGAAAGGGAGACAAUACUAUCUACGUCCGAUGCGGUCAUAUUCUGCACCGGGUUGGGUACGACACCCGCCCAGUGAAGGUUGUGAACUCGGCCAACUGCGCGAUUCUCAAGGGGCAGACGUGGAACACGAAUGCGUGCCAACAUCGGCUGUACGGCAAUGGCAGGCACCUCGCGUCUCGCGAGUUCAACGUCGGCAAUCCCAGCGACUUCUUGAACGCGUGCAUCAAGGUCCAGAUCAGCGCGGCGCAGUACGAGGACGGAGGAAACUUCAACAACGGGCACAAGAACCCUAGGGCCUGCAUCGUCGUGAAGACGGAAAAGACCUUCGGGUAACUGCAGUGGAUCGGCCGCCGGCCGGGACUCGAGAGAAGAAUAUUUAGUUACGCAAAUCAUACUCUAGAAGACGCUUCCAAAAAGGGGAAACAAAAAACAAACUAGAAG